Messenger RNA from Cyphellophora europaea CBS 101466, 1656 nucleotides. RefSeq lists its product as uncharacterized. The transcript is spliced from 3 exons. NCBI's taxonomy places the organism in Eukaryota, Fungi, Ascomycota, Eurotiomycetes, Chaetothyriales, Cyphellophoraceae. Gene Ontology annotation, molecular function: DNA binding; zinc ion binding. Bases 1 to 1656 code for a protein of 551 amino acids. Gene Ontology annotation, cellular component: nucleus. The record is from RefSeq and is a predicted model, not a curated record. Gene Ontology annotation, biological process: DNA-templated transcription.
AUGAAUGUCGGUAUGUGUGCAGUCUUCGUUUCGCGAUUCAAGCUGAUGGCUACUCAGAAUUCACAGAAGAAGGUGUCGAACAGCGUCAGCUUGCGGACCAUCCUCGCCCAAGCAACGUCUAAGGUGCCUCGAACACCACACUUGGUUCCGCGAGCACCACGAGACACCUCGACACCGGCCAUCAAUGGCUCGCCACGGGGUGCCUCUGAGCUCAACAAUGCUUCACAGAGCAUAGAGGUGCGGCUAGACUUGGUGGACCUCUAUUUCAAGCAUAUUCAUGACAAACACCACUCAAUCUUCCAUCGCCCGUCGAUCGAGGAAACGCUUCAGCAUGGACGGCUACCAGAGAUCCUGCUAUAUGCAAUGAUGGCCUUGGGAGCAAGAUUCUCUGAGCAACCAGAAUUUGCGGCUACCAAACCACGACAUCGAGGAAGCAACUACGCCGAAAAAGCAGCAGCCAUGCUAGACAUGACCAGCAUCUCAAUAGAGACAAUUCAAGCAUGUAUUCUGCUAGGUACUAUUGCCUUUGCUGGAUCAAAGAUGGAAGCCGAAGCGCUCUACUAUUCCGUGGCGACACGACUUGCAUUGCUUCUCGACCUACCGAACCGCCCCACGACAACAGAGAUCGAACGCCAGAUCAAUCUCCGCGUCUGGUGGACGCUCUACAUGAUCGACAUCUGGAGCUCAACAGGCCUUCAUCUUCCUCGCCAAUUUGGCUAUUCCGAGCAUGUUCCUUUACCCACUGAAGAAUCUCAUUUCCUCCACCUGCCACAGCCGUCGCACUCCAAUUUGUCCCCUACUGCUGCCAGCAUCUGGGGCGAAAUGGCUCAUCUCGCACACAUCUGGGCCGAGAUACACGAAGUCAACAAAGCCUCUGUCGCCGGUCUCACUUCUCCCACCACACUCAACUCCUCCGUCGCCACCCUCUCCGCCAAACUGCAGAACUGGUCCGCCUCCCUACACCCACACCUCACAUGCACGCAAGCGAACCUGACGCGCUAUGCCGCGCUAGGUCUUGGAUCCGCCUUCGCCGCCCUCCACCUCGGCUACCACUACUACAACGAGGUACUCUUCUACCAGUUUCUCUCCCCCGACACCUACCACCCUCCUGUCGUGUCAACCGCCCACUUUUCCGCCAGCUGCAAGCUCCACGCCCGCCACUUCUGCGACCUGCUCUAUCUCUGCAACAGCCUGCCUGACUGCGCACCCCUGUACGUCAUGGUCGGCCACAUGCUCGUCGUCACCUCCACCGUGUACAUGCACAGCCUCCUGUUCUCCGCCGUGGAAGAAGACAUCGCCGCCGCGCGCGCCCGGCUCGAACACAACUUUGAGAUCCUCACCCGCUUGCAGAGCUACUGGGUGGAGCUGGACGUGAGUCUGAGCCGGCUCAAGGCGUUUCACAACGCCUGUCGCAUCUCGAGCGAGCAGAGCUUUCGGCUUGAUCGGUGGAUGUUGAGUUUUCUGCUUGAGCAUGGCGUGCCGGUGACGGAGAAGUUUGUUGUGAGGGAUGAGGCGGCCGAUGGCAGUGAUGACGUUGGUGAGAGGCGUGUCGCCGACACCCGUGUGGUGCUGGCACCGGGCGAGGGCAUGUCGGACACGUCUGGCAGCCCGCAUCUGACGCUGCAGGAUUGGUAUCAUCAAACGUUCGUGGCUUGA